This is a messenger RNA of Pygoscelis adeliae (Adelie penguin), 849 nucleotides long. RefSeq names its product ADP-ribosylation factor-like 2 binding protein (gene ARL2BP). The transcript is spliced from 6 exons. Gene Ontology annotation, biological process: maintenance of protein location in nucleus; positive regulation of tyrosine phosphorylation of STAT protein. The coding region runs from base 73 to 543 and encodes 156 amino acids. Lineage: Eukaryota; Metazoa; Chordata; Aves; Sphenisciformes; Spheniscidae. Gene Ontology annotation, cellular component: mitochondrial intermembrane space. The record is from RefSeq and is a predicted model, not a curated record.
GAAAAGAAGAAAUAACACUAACAGCAGCAAUAUAGCAGAUUGCCUCUCCUCCAGUCUGGUUAUGCAGUAACAAUGGAGACUUCUGAUGAAGAAAACUUCGGUGUAGCUGUCUCCUCCCCUUCUGACGCAGAGUUUGAUGCAGUUGUUGGGUAUCUGGAGGAUAUUAUAAUGGAUGAUGAUUUCCAGUUAAUACAGAGGACUUUUAUGGAGAAGCACUACCAGGAGUUUGAUGACUCAGAAGAAAACAAGCUCAUCUAUACUUCUAUUUUUAAUGAAUAUAUCUCUUUAGUAGAGAAAUACAUCGAAGAAAAAUUGCUUGAUCGGAUUCCUGGUUUUAAUAUGACUGCUUUCACAAUGUCAUUGCAACAGCACAAAGAUGAAAUGGCAGGUGAUAUAUUUGAUAUGCUUCUCACGUUCACUGACUUUCUGGCUUUCAAAGAAAUGUUCUUGGAUUACAGAGCUGAAAAAGAAGGUCGAAGUCUGGAUUUAAGCAGUGGGUUAGUGGUGACUUCAUUAAACAAAUCAUCAAUAUCCUCCUCCUAGAACAGUUUAUGCACUGCUUUCCUUCUCCAGAUGAGUGCUGCUGCUUUCAUUUGGACAUGAAAACGCUAAAAGUCAUGAGAAUCAAGGUGCUUUUACAUGAUGAAAACUCAUUCACCCUCCAGACUAUACCUUCAGAGGCCUGAUCCUAGAAACAUCUGUUUGUGAACAGUGACCACAGAAGACAACGAUUUCACCUCUACCUGAGUAAUUGUUUUUAAUAAAUACACAGUAUUUGUACACCAGCCUAACCGUUGUGCAUGCUGAGAAGCCCAGCACACUGAGACGACAGUCACUCCUGUGCGCGUG